AAGGAGGCAUGUGACCAGCCUAUGACCAGCCGCUAUGCAUGUGGUGCGACCGUUCGGCUGGUGGCAUUGCUAUGGCGUAUUCGUGUUGCGUUUUGCGAAGGUUUGCGGAAACGCAGUCCACCUAUUUCUCUUUGAGAAGAAAUUUUUCUCUCUGCCAUCGGGAAAAUGCGAAACUUGGCGUCUUUUUGCAUAAGCUCCUUGACAAAUCAAAGAAGCGACACCCGCAGCAGUAUGCAUAUGUGCUGCCCAACUCUGCUGUGCCAUCAGCACCUAAAAAGGUGCAGGAGCGCACUAGGAGGCAGCGAGUGCUGAACACUGUGUUCAUGGAGAGUCUGUCAAAUAUUAUGGUUACUGGGGCCAUAAGCGAAGAACUGAAAGGCUUUGCCAUUGAACUUACACAGGUUCGUGUGUCUGCUGACUGCACCCACUUGAAUGUUUAUUGGGUUACUGCACUUCAAGAGCCUGGUGUGGACAAAAAGAUUGCGGAAAUUCUCCAUUCAAGUGCUGGAUAUCUUAAGUCAGAAUUGAUCAAGAAUGGCUUCAUUGGCAAAGCUCCAAAAAUCACUUUUGUGAGAGAUGUUACACAUGGAAGAGCUGCUGAAGUGGAGCGACUUAUUGAAAAAGUUUGUGCUGGCUUGCCACCUGAUUUGGACAAUACAGCUAGUACAGACCUGCAAGCUUCUGGCAGUGAAGGUGCAAACACUGCAGACGAGAGCUUGCAAACUGGACCCUAUGUUCCUCCUGAAAUGAAGAUGGACAUUUAUGGAUUGGACCGUGCAGCCCUCAUGAGGCAGGUUCUGCUCAAGACCAAAGGGCAGAGUAGGACUCCUUUAGAGGAAUUGGCCCCCCUUAAGCCUGGUACCCACAACUCGGAGGAAGCACAAGUCAGAAUGUUGAGCCUUGCGGAAUAUGUGCGACAGAGGAAGCGGAAGAGUAAUUUGCAGGUUAAGGCUGAGCGAGAGGCACAGAGGAACUUGCAAAGCAUUCAACUGAGUCCAAGCAAUGAGCACCUGUCAUCUUGCACACCGAACUCGGUGGUGGACUCUGACGACAUAUAUGAUGAAGACGACCUUUGUAAUGUAUCAUUUUUAAAAGAGGAUUAAGAUUGAAAAAAAAAAUGCCUUCUUUGUCUUCUU
Messenger RNA from Dermacentor silvarum, 1136 nucleotides. Its product is annotated as putative ribosome-binding factor A, mitochondrial. Bases 39 to 1103 code for a protein of 354 amino acids. Gene Ontology annotation, biological process: rRNA processing. The transcript is spliced from 6 exons. Lineage: Eukaryota; Metazoa; Arthropoda; Arachnida; Ixodida; Ixodidae. The record is from RefSeq and is a predicted model, not a curated record.